UUGAGCUAGUAGAAUAGAAGAGGACGCGACCUUUACACGUCCCCAUCGAUCCCACCAGACCCACCGAUGGCCGUCGGCGAGGAGGUCAAGCUCUCCAUCUCCGGCGCGGCCCUCGCGGCGCUCCUCCACCGCUGCGGGGCCGCCGCGGGUGACUGCGACGGCCUCCUCUUCGGCCGCGCCCACCGCCCCCCUCCGCCGGCUCCCACCCUUUCCGACUACGACGACCAAGCCCCCGCCGCCCCGUGCCUUUUCAUCUCCAUCUCCGGCCACUCCUCCCUCUCCCACCCCUGCUCCCUCUCAGAUCCCCUCGGCCGCCCCCACCCGCCGCCGCCCUCCUCCCCUUGCCCUCUCGGCUUCUUCUCGUCCCGCCGCCGCGCCCCUCUCCGUGCCUCCAUGCGCGAGCUCGCCCUCGCCUGCUCCCUGUCCAAAACCCUAUCGCCCCUCGCCCACCCGCUCCUCGUCAUCCUCGUCUCCCCCAACACUUCCGACGACCUCUCCACCCACUCCUUCGACUACCGCGCUUUCCUCCUCCUCGGAUCCCGCUUCGUCCCGACCUCGUUCGCCGUCGUCAACGUCGGCCCCGGCUUCCGGGAUCAGUACCACUCCUUCGCCCCGGAGUCGUCCUUCCCGUUGCUCACUCAGCCGUCGCCGCCGGCGGCGCCCGAAGCAGAGGAUGCUUACAGCAUCGGAGAGCAGAAGAAGGUGGAUGCGAUGGUGGACGGGUUUGGGCUAGGGAGGCUGCAAGAGCUCGUGGGUGCUGUGGCCGGGCAGGCCGCGGGGAUGGAUAGCAUGUAUGCCGGGAUGCUCCAGAGGAUGGAGAAGCUCGCCAGGGAGGUGGAGAAGAGCAAUCACCGCGUGCUCGACCAGGAAAAGCGGAACCUGGUGCUGAGGUCCAAGACAGCAGGACUGUAAUAAAAGACCGAAGCUUCUUUCGGUCUCAGCAAGUGUGUAUAUGCUCCGGAAUAUCGGAGCAGCGUGUCUCCGGUUAGGGAUUGAUUCGUGCAUUGCACGGCAGUAGUUAAUCCAUUGGAGUGAUGGCUCUCUAGGUGGUGUGCUCCAUGGUUGGAGUUGGGAGGACGGCUUGCCGUUCAGAAACCGAUGGUGCUGGCAAAGUGCAGCGUUGAGUCAUGGUCGUCGUUGCCCUGCUUCUCCUAUUCGUUUCUCUUGUGAUUGAGCAGACUGAGUUGUAGUUUUUCUUCAGACGCAGCGUGACAACAUUUAUGCUAUGGAGAGAAUGAUUUGUUAUGGUGAUUA
Hordeum vulgare subsp. vulgare (domesticated barley) is the source of this 1254-nucleotide messenger RNA. RefSeq lists its product as uncharacterized. The record is from RefSeq and is a predicted model, not a curated record. Gene Ontology annotation, molecular function: polyubiquitin modification-dependent protein binding. Bases 67 to 912 code for a protein of 281 amino acids. The transcript has 3 exons. Lineage: Eukaryota; Viridiplantae; Streptophyta; Magnoliopsida; Poales; Poaceae. Gene Ontology annotation, cellular component: nucleus.